UAUAAAUUGCCGCAGUGCCGUAUUUCUCUCUUUCGUGGAGAUUUAGUCCAAACCCCAAUGCGGUCUGAACAAACUGCCCAGGGCCGUCAUACGAGAACGCCGUCGCGCACAGGACCGUCUUAUUUACAAUGAAGGAGAGAAGAAUCAGCCAGCCUUUGGUAAUGCGUUGUAAACUGGUUUUAGUUGGAGACGUGCAGUGCGGGAAAACCGCAAUGUUGCAAGUCUUAGCCAAAGACUGUUAUCCGGAGACAUACGUCCCAACAGUGUUUGAGAACUACACAGCUGGACUGGAAUUAGAGGAGCAGCGCGUUGAGCUCAGUUUAUGGGACACAUCAGGUUCACCAUAUUAUGAUAAUGUCAGGCCUCUCUGCUACAGUGAUGCAGAUGCUGUUCUGCUCUGCUUUGAUAUAAGUCGUCCUGAGACUGUCGAAAGCUCUCUGAAAAAGUGGAAAGCCGAAAUCAUGGAUUUCUGCCCCAGUACUCGAAUAAUCCUAGUCGGCUGCAAGACGGACCUGCGAACAGAUGUUUGCACACUGAUGGAGCUGUCCAAUCAGAGACUGACACCCAUCUCCCAUGAGCAGGGCACCUUGUUGGCGAAGCAGGUAGGAGCAGAGGUGUACCUGGAGUGCUCUGCGUUCACAUCGGAGAAGAGCAUCCACAGCGUGUUCCGCUCAGCGGCACAAACAUGCCUUAACAAACUGCAACCCCCCAUAAAGCAAAGCCCCACUCGCCGGCUGUCCAAACGCCUCCUUCACUUGCCCAGCAAAGCGGAGCUCCUGACCUCCUCCUUCAGCAAGGAGAGAACCAAGAGCUGUUCCAUCAUGUGAGCUCCAUGUGCGCCACUCCAGUUCCAGAAAAAAAACAAAAAAAAACAAACGUAUUUUCGCUCUUUGAAAGGGUUGUUUGGGGCGGGGGAGGUUGAGAGAAGGGGAGGUCAUGACCUUUAAUGACCCCUCCCUCUCUCUACACUUACGUUGUUCUUCUUCCAUUCUGACACCCCACCUGCAAACACACUCAUCCCAACGACAAAGAGCUGCUGCCAUUGUUUAAGGUUUUCGGCUGUUACACAUCCUCUUUACCAGCCACUACAUGAACUACAUUUUGUAUCAAUGAUCAAUCAGUCAGUCAGUGAAGGAAAUGUAGUGAAUACAGGACACUGUCGGAUAUUUUUAUAGGUAGUUAAUGUGGGAAUGUGGGUUGAGCUGUGAACGUAAUUUAAUAUUUAAAGGAAGAGGAUGUGUUACACAGUACGCACUUUAGUGAACAUGGAUGUGAUUGCUGAAUGGAAAGUGAGAGGAUGAUUGAAUACGGGUCGGCGUUAGUUACUGUUUCAAUACAGAAUUAUGCUUUGCUUGUAUUAGUGGGCACUGAUCUACGAUGUGAGAACUCAUGCAAGCAUGAGGGGAGGAGCCAAACAAGAUUUUAUGUCCUUCUAAAAAGGCAGACAGUGUUAUAAAUCUGCUAGAUGAAGCAUCCAAUCACAUUUGAACAUCCAGAUGUAUUGGACAUGCUGACACUCUUUCACUCUCUCUCUCUCUCUAUCUCUACUGUAGUCCUUCAUGCGCUUUCUGCCCCUAGAGAACAGGUCAUAAAUCUCAGCCAAUGAGGAGAAGCCCAGCAUUGCCUGGGCCAUUUUUCAAUAUAGAGCAGGAAUUAUUGCCACAAAGACCCCUUCCAGAUGUUCCAACCGUUCUUUUUUAGAAAACGAGAUCUUUCACUGAAGUAAUUUUAGAGAUGGUCAUGGGGGAUUACUAAGGGACAUUGCAGUCCACCAAAACUGAUCAAUGUUGCAUAAGCGAGAAGAUAAUUUGAAUGUUUCAGUUGACUUUUCUUUUACAGUAAUCUGCCACAACACCUAAUUCUCAAUAACAGGCCUGUAAAGAACUGAUUCUCUUGUCAUGUGGUAAAGUUACUGGUUAUAAUCGAGGCUGGACAUUAGAUUGCAUUAUAAUUUCAGUGAUUCUCAUGCAUUUGGUCAGAUCACUGUCACAGAGGACUCUCCUCUCAUGCUAAGCCUCAUUCUGGUAAUCUCAGUCUUAAAUCCCACAACCCCUGGUUGUGUAAUGCUUAAUCAUAAAACAACUAAAUCCUCACUUUGGGUUUAUAAAAUGGCCAAGUAGUACUGAACUGAGAAGCCAGACGAGACAGCAUUACGAAGAAUCUGACCUCAGAAUAACUUCCAACUCAAGUAGUUCAUCAAAUUUAAUACGAUCAAAGAAAUGGUUUGGGGAAUAAUUUACACUACCAUUCAAAAGUUUGCAGAUUUAAAAAAAAAAAAAAAAAGAUGGGUAAUUUUCUCUAAUUUAAUCCAAAAUGUUGUAGCACUGGAUAUUGUGAAAACUGCACAUUCUGUCAAAUCUAAAUUUGCAUAGUUACUGUCUAGAGAAUGAGAAUGACAAUACUGUAUAUAAACUGGUCUUGCCUUAACCACGCAUUUGUACAACUUUGUUAUUAUUAUAUCUUUGACUUUGUAAAUUCUCACUCUAGUUCAUCUGAAAGAAACUUUAGGAGGUUGUUCAUCACUUCAUGCAAUUCUACACCGUUGCUUAGCAACAGACAAGUCAGUUAAGCUGGACUACAUGUCCGAAAACCACUCGAGAGAAGUGGAGAGAGAGAAACAGGGUGUAAAAGUGAAAAUAAGGACAAGUUUUCUCACUGUAGCAUAACAAAUGGCUUUUUCAUGGCUAUAAUUUAUAGUUUGAAACGUGAAACAUCUUACAGACCAUCAUCUUGAUAUGAAUUUGUUACUGUUGUCUGGUUUAGUAGCACUCUUAUAUGUUAUAUGUUUGAUGUGGUGGAUCUCCACAAUCUUCCUUUUGUUACUGCGGUCUGGACGUACAUAUGUUGUGCAUAAUCAGUUUUGUACAGCCCUUUAAAUGAAGUCUGUGAAGCAAACAAAUUCAGAACAGACUGUAUGAUUGUGUGUGCAAUGUAACCGUAACUUAUUAAUAGUUGAUUAUUGCUGGUUCUGUUUUAUUCUUUAGUUUCAGACAAUCUAUUUUAUAUUGAAUAUUGUUUAUUGAUUAUUUCCCCUUGUCUCUGAUGUCGUGUGUCACUAUUAAAUUAAUUAAAACCUG
Onychostoma macrolepis is the source of this 3077-nucleotide messenger RNA. RefSeq names its product Rho family GTPase 1a (gene rnd1a). The record is from RefSeq and is a predicted model, not a curated record. Bases 129 to 827 code for a protein of 232 amino acids. Gene Ontology annotation, molecular function: GTPase activity; GTP binding. The transcript is spliced from 5 exons. Gene Ontology annotation, biological process: small GTPase-mediated signal transduction. NCBI's taxonomy places the organism in Eukaryota, Metazoa, Chordata, Actinopteri, Cypriniformes, Cyprinidae.